AUGGGGCCUCUGGGUGCCCUGAUCGACCCAUGGAAACUAGCACUACAUGAAUCUAGUGAAGAGCGUCGCAAUGAGCUUCCUGCAUACCAGGGCAACAGCGGCGUAGAGUCCUUGAUCACCAGUUCCAACCCACAGUCCUUCGAACUCGGGACAGGAGCAUCCAUCUACACCAACUCGCUUCUACCUGCGAUUUUGAAGGCACGGUUUGAAGUCAUUCUCGUCACAUGUUUCUGGGCAUCAUCUGCAACGCUCACCGCAUUAAAAGAAACACUUGAGCAGCUCGCUGAGCAACGACGUCAACUCGUCCAGGGAGGUGGGCCAGAUGCAAGUACUCUGCCUCAGCUGCGUAUUCGCAUCUGCUUCUCCUCGAGAUCUCUCUUCCAGAAGCUCUUCCACACAACCUCCAGAAAUGGCUACGUCUAUCCGUCGGAGACAUGGGAAGGCACCCUUGGGCUUCCAAGCCCCGAUCUACUGAAGGCCGGUUGCAUCGACCUUCAGGUCAAGAGCUUGUUCUUCCUACCCUUUAGCGUUAUGCACCCCAAGUUCCUGGUCGUCGACCGAGAGAGAGCUUGGCUACCGAGUUGCAACAUCAGUUGGGAAUCUUGGCUUGAGGGAUGUGUAGAGUUCACGGGCGAUGCAGUGCAGAAACUCAUGACAUUCUACCGCGAUGUCUGGGAGCAGGAACUAGACCUACAGCACUCCAGCUUAAGGGACAAUGUCUUUCACAGCAUCCUGACCCUUCAGGCCGGAGGUGCAACAACUCUUGGGUUGAGGACCAUACAGAGCCCAGCCAGACACUUUGCAUCAUUCGAAGGCCCUGCUGUUCCAACUGUGCUCUUGCCAUCUUCGCAUCACCAAAACCCGAGGUUCCGGCCUUUGCCCUGGCUUGACCACCCAGUACCCCCAUCCACACCCUUGAACGCGGCUAUACUCCGAUUGAUUGGGAUGGCGGAGAGAUCUAUCUACAUGCAAACUCCAAACUUGACGAGCACUGCUGUAAUGAACAGUCUUUUGGACGCCCUCGAACGCGGCGUCCAGGUUUCUAUUGUUACGAGCAAGGGGAUGAUGUUGCUAGAGCAGAUUGUCACGUCUGGCACCACGACCGCCCUCUGUCUUCGAUCUCUCGUUCGCCAAUAUAACAGACUUUCAGACAGCAGGGCGAAACCUCGAUCAAUCACGAGUGCUUCGAGCGCCGAGCCCAUGAUUGAUCUCGAAGCUGGACGUCAAAGAAUCGGGCCUCUAAAGAUUUCCUACUUUCACGCAAACCCGGAGAACGCGCGAACCAAAGCAACCGAGGAGCCAGUGCACUCACAUCUGAAAUUGACCAUCGUUGACAGCCAGUAUACAGUUCUAGGUUCAGGCAAUAUGGAUCGAGCAAGUUGGUUCACCAGCCAAGAACUUGGAAUGUUGUUUCACUCAGCCGACUUUGCCAAGACUGUGAGCGACACUGUCGUUACUGGCCUAGCUGGUCGGACCAGAACGAUAUUCGACGCGCGGCCAAACAAUGGAUAG
Molecule: messenger RNA, 1512 nt
Organism: Pestalotiopsis fici W106-1
Lineage: Eukaryota; Fungi; Ascomycota; Sordariomycetes; Amphisphaeriales; Sporocadaceae
Exons: 1
Coding region: 1-1512 (503 amino acids)
Molecular function (GO): catalytic activity
Source: RefSeq, a predicted model, not a curated record